GUGAGGAGCUGGGACGGCUCUUACUGCUGCGCCACCAGAAGAGCCGGCAGAACGACCCCCCGGGGAAGCUCCCCAUGCAGCCGCCCAUGAACUCCAUGAGCUCCAUGAAACCCUCCCUCUCGCAUAGGUGCAUAUGUGACGGCUGCCAUCUUGACAGACCCCAGAGAUUGAAACGGGGACCUCCAGAGCUGAAAGCUGAUGGGUCUUUCCCUUACGAUUCUGUUCCGUGGCAGCAAAACACCAAUCAACCACCGGGUUCCCUGUCGGUGGUCACUACAGUAUGGGGCGUGACUAACACUUCCCAGAGCCAGGUGCUGGGGAACCCCAUGGCGACUGCAAACAACCCCAUGAACCCAGGAGGAAACCCCAUGGCUUCUGGGAUGACAACCAGCAACCCUGGCAUGAAUUCGCCGCAGUUUGCCGGGCAGCAGCAGCAGUUCUCAGCCAAGGCGGGCUCCAACCAGCCAUACAUACAGCAGAGCAUGUACGGGCGUCCCAACUAUCCGGGGAGCGGAGGUUUCGCGGGAAGCUAUCCAGGAGGCCCCAAUAACCCUGCAGGAAUGGGGAUCCCGCCCCACACCAGGCCGCCUGCCGAUUUCACUCAGCCAGCGGCUGCCGCUGCAGCCGCUGCCGUUGCCGCUGCAGCAGCUACUGCCACUGCCACAGCCACAGCGACCGUUGCCGCCCUUCAAGAAACGCAGAACAAGGAAAUGAACCAGUACGGACCGGUCUGUUCCUCUUUCCAGAUGGGUCCAACUCAAGCGUACAACAGCCAGUUCAUGAACCAGCCUGGCCCUCGUGGGCCGGCUUCCAUGCCGGGCAGCAUGAACCCAGCCACCAUGGGAGCGGGCAUGACGCCUUCCAAUAUGAGCGGGCCCCCUAUGGGCAUGAACCAGCCCAGGCCACCUGGAAUGAGUCCCUUCAACCAUGGGCAAAGGAUGCCACAGCAAGCCUACCCUGGCCCACGCCCCCAGUCUUUACCCAUGCAGGGCAUGAAGAGACCGUAUCCGGGAGAGCCAAAUUAUGGAAACCAGCAAUAUGGACCAAAUAGCCAGUUUCCAUCCCAACCUGGUCAGUAUCCAGCUCCCAACCCUCCAAGACCCCUCACGUCACCCAACUACCCGGGACAAAGGAUGCCAAGCCAGCAAAACACAGGGCAAUAUCCUCCUCCGACGGUCAACAUGGGACAGUAUUAUAAGCCGUCAAGGCCUGUUCCCGUGGCAAAUUACCCCCACUCGCCUGUCCCAGGAAACCCCACGCCACCCAUGACUCCAGGGAGCAGUAUUCCUCCGUACCUGUCCCCUAAUCAGGACGUCAAACCGCCGUUCCCGCCUGACAUUAAGCCAAAUAUCAACGCUUUACCGCCACCCCCAAAUGCUAAAGGGAAAGUUCACGCUUUCUCUCCCUCUUCGAUCCCAGCCAACCACAACGAUGAGCUGCGCCUGACGUUCCCCGUGAGAGACGGGGUCGUCUUAGAGCCCUUCCGGCUGGAACACAACCUGGCAGUCAGCAACCACGUCUUUCACCUACGGCCCACCGUCCACCAGACGCUAAUGUGGAGGUCGGACUUGGAACUCCAGUUCAAGUGCUACCACCACGAGGACCGGCAGAUGAACACCAACUGGCCAGCGUCGGUCCAGGUCAGCGUCAACGCAACGCCACUUACCAUCGAGCGAGGCGACAACAAGACAUCGCAUAAACCCCUGCACCUCAAGCAUGUCUGCCAGCCGGGAAGAAACACAAUUCAAAUUACCGUCACAGCUUGCUGUUGUUCACACUUGUUCGUAUUGCAGCUAGUACACCGGCCGUCAGUCCGCUCUGUCCUCCAGGGCUUGCUGAAGAAACGUCUCCUGCCAGCUGAGCACUGUAUCACCAAAAUCAAGAGGAAUUUCAGCAGCGUGGCAGCCUCCUCGGGCAACGCAACCCUCAAUGGCGAGGAUGGUGUGGAGCAGACAGCAAUCAAGGUGUCACUGAAGUGUCCAAUCACAUUCCGGCGGAUCCAGCUACCGGCAAGAGGCCACGACUGCAAACAUGUACAGUGCUUUGAUCUGGAAUCCUACCUGCAGCUGAACUGUGAACGGGGGACGUGGCGGUGUCCCGUCUGCAAUAAAACAGCCCUGCUAGAAGGCCUCGAAGUUGACCAGUACAUGUGGGGCAUUCUGAACGCCAUACAGAACUCGGAGUUUGAGGAAGUCACAAUCGACCCGACGUGCAGCUGGAGGCCGGUGCCAAUCAAGUCCGACAUACACAUCAAAGACGAUCCCGACGGGAUGCCUUCCAAGCGGUUUAAGACCAUGAGUCCCAGCCAGAUGAUCAUGCCCAACGUGAUGGAGAUGAUUGCAGCUCUGGGCCCUGGCCCGUCGCCUUACCCAUCAAUCCCGCCACCGCCAGGGAGCACCAAUUCCGGCGAAUACAGUAACCAAGGCAACAGUUACCAAGGUCACAGCAAUUUCGAUUUUCCGCACGGGAAUCCCGGUGGAACGUCUAUGAACGACUUCAUGCACGGCCCUCAGCUGUCGCACCCUCCCGACAUGCCCAGUAGCAUGGCAGCCCUCGAAAAGCCCCUAAGUCACCCCAUGCAAGACCCCAUCCCUCAUCCUGGCAGCACCGACCAGUCCCAUAGUUCCAUGCAGCAAGGUUUGCACGUACCUCAUCCCAGCAGCCAGUCAGGGCAGCCAUUACAUCACAGCGGUCCGCCUACCCAGCAGAGCCGGCAGCCGCCACCGGCCGCUUCUAGCAACCAUCCCCACAAUGACCUGGCCUUUAACCCCUCCUCCGCCUUAGAGGGCCAGGCCGGUGGGCAGGGCGCGUCCGACAUGCCGGAGCCUUCGCUGGAUCUGCUUCCAGAACUUACGAACCCGGACGAGCUGCUUUCGUACCUGGAUCCCCCUGACUUACCGAGCAAUAGCAACGAUGACCUUCUCUCUCUCUUUGAGAACAACUGAAGCCUUCUGUGUCCUGUCCCCCGACACCUGUCACUCGUUUGACACGUCUGUAGCUUCACAGUGAGGAUUCCCACAACACCCUUUCUCCCCCCACCCACCCCCACUCGCAGCUGGAGGAGACGACGGACACACGUGUUCUUCAUCUCAGAACUCUCUUGCUCGUGGCAAGCUUCACAAAUUGUGGGGUAGAAAGAAAGAGGAUGAGAAGGCGGAGGGCCUCCAAACGCGGCCACUCCACAUCACGGACUGUUUGCGCAGCUACGGAAAACCUCACUGGUUAGGUCUCGAGAGAGAUAAGAGAAUGAGCUUUGGGAGACGGCGUAGCAUGAAGUCUCCCGGUAGAAGUCAGUCUCACCAAGAGAAGAAACGGCAACAGAACUAUUCUAAGCAACCGGUUUCAGAAUUCCCUUCCAACUGUGUUCUUCCAUGCGUUUCGUUGGGUUUCUUUUUCCUUUACGGUGUGGUGUCCGUUCCAAUGUGUUCGCUCUCCCUCCCCCUGUCUGUACAUUUGGGUCAGACGGAAUAAGGACAGGAUUUAUUGGGUGAUGCCUUCAGACCAGCCAAACAAACUCAAACCACAAAACACAUACCAAAAAAGCACAAAAAAACCCUUUAUAAAGAUGUCACAACUAAGAUAAAAACACAAAACACAUCAAAGGGGAGGCGUGUAUUCCUCAGAUGGUCAUUUCUGUGUGAUGGAAAAGUCCCGCGAAUCCCUGGGCUGCGGCAACGGUGGUUCUUUCUAAUCUGUAGCAAUUUUUUUAAAAUCUUGCAGGCCAGGUAGCCUCUUUGCUCCAACACAGAGACCUGGAGACUUGGGGUUUUUUUUCUUCUUCUUCUGUAUGUCUCUUUCCCCUUUUUCUUUCUUACGGGGUUUGGUUUCAAAGAACCAACCUGUUUGCCAUCAUGUUACAUGGGAGGGAGGGGUUUGACUCAGAUUCCCAUAUGAAACUAUGAAACGUUGGAUGUCACUGAGAGCUUUUCUUAAUCUGUGCACUAAGGCAGUCUUAGCCGGGGGGGAGGGGGGAAGCUAGGAAAGUAUGAAAGGAGCUCAGCCAGAUGGCGAAAUAACUGCUCCCAGGUUGGCUUGAAAGAGGCAUUUGCAGUGGGAGGAAGCGCCUGGUAUCUGACGAAGGGGACCUUGACUCUUGACACCUUCUACCCCACGCGUCUCGUUGUUGGUCCCUAAGGUGCUACUGAACUCAACUCUAGCUGCCCUACACCUCCCCAGAGUUGUUUUCUUUCUGUUUCUCAGAUUGUGACAUGGAAUUCGGCCUUUUCGGGGUGUUUUUCCCCCCCAGGUUUGUUGUAUUUUUUAGCUGCCAGGACUGUUUUAUAUAUAUUAUUUUUCCAAGGACAAUGGGGACCGGAAGUGUAAGUCCCUUUGGUACCACAGUAACACAGCCUCUCCCGCCACAGUGCUUCCGUGGUCUUUGUGCUUCUCAUGUGGUCUCCCCCCCCCCGCUGCAUGAGUUUCCUGUUUCUCCCAGGCCCGUUUCUGCGCUCUUGGUCAUUCUCUCGUAUAAAUGAUGUAUAGUAUCUGUAUGUCAAGACGGUGCAUGUGUGCCAACUCCGCCCUGGCGGGCCGACAUUUCAUCUUCUGCCCACCGUGUGCAAAUCUUGUUUUCUCUGUGAAUAAAAAAAGAAAAAAAAGAAAAGUCCUUGAUGGAUUCCUUUCCCGUCCAGAAAUCAGAUCAACUAUAUCCCAUGUUUGGUUUCCAGCAGUCGGCUUUCCAUUUCGUGCCUGAUGGAACUCAUGCUUGUCGGUUUCUGUGUGUAAGCUCCGCCCACCUUGCCCCCCCCGUGAAUGGCGUGACCCGUGCAUUCCAUUCCCGACUCGCUCUCGUCACCAAAGUCAUGCUUGUAAAUUCUUUGCGUAUUUUGUUUCUAGCAUCUACCGCCACAGCUGUAUAUGCAUCUUGUUAUAUAUAUAUACUAGUUCACAGCACUUUGCUGUAGAUAUUACAAGAAAUGGCAGUUUUAGUUCCUCUAUUUUCCAGUAGGGAGUGCUGAAUUUGUAAAACAUUUUAUGUAGAGAUGUUUUGACACUUACUUUUCUCCCCGU
Gekko japonicus is the source of this 5010-nucleotide messenger RNA. RefSeq names its product zinc finger, MIZ-type containing 1 (gene ZMIZ1). The record is from RefSeq and is a predicted model, not a curated record. Gene Ontology annotation, molecular function: zinc ion binding; SUMO ligase activity. Lineage: Eukaryota; Metazoa; Chordata; Lepidosauria; Squamata; Gekkonidae. The transcript has 18 exons. Gene Ontology annotation, biological process: regulation of transcription by RNA polymerase II; protein sumoylation. The coding region runs from base 75 to 2945 and encodes 956 amino acids.